GUGCCAGCUUGAUGUAGCAGCAAGUACUCCGAGGAGUAAAACAAGAACGAUUAAAGGAUGAAACGAAAGCGAAAGGACCGUCCAAACUUCCAUUUGGAUGAAAUAGGACUUGACUCCAGCGAGUGGAACAUGUUUUGGAUGGGAAAGUGUUGGAUGUUAAUCGUUGUUUUGGCCGGUGUCCUCCCUCAGCCCGGCGGUGGCGUGCACGUGUUUGUGCGCGAGCAGAAGAAGUACGCGGUGUUGUUCCAGGUGGCGGUGCUGCCGUGUCAGUACACCAGCGUGUCGGUGCGCACACCCGUGGUGCAGUGGGUGUACAAGUCGUACUGCCGGGACACCACGCCGGACUCCUUCAGCGUCCAGGACGGUCCGAGUGGAGGUGUGGGAGGAGGAGGAGGCGGAGUCACGUGGGCGAAUGGCGCCACUUACCUGGACUGCGCCGACAGCAGCCGCACCGUCAGAACCGUGGCCUCCCUUCUCGGAUCCUCCGUCACGCUGGCAGAGUACUACAAGGACCGAGACAUCUCCAUCAUCAACAAGGCGGACCUGCGCAUUGCAGACGUGCAGUGGGGGGACAGUGGUGUGUACAUCUGCCAGGUGGUGAUAGCCGACGACCUGGAAGGAGAGAAUGAAGCGUCUGUGGAGCUGCUGGUUCUUGGCUUGUCAGGUGUGCCUGGAGAUCUGCUCCCAGGCUUUGAGUGGAAGAUUAUGCCAGAGUGGGUGUUUGUGUGUGCAGUGGUGGUGGGCAGUGUGUUGCUCCUCCUGCUGGUGGGGGUGUGCUGGUGCCAGUGUUGUCCUCACUCCUGCUGUUGCUACGUCAGCUGCUGCUGCUGUCCUGACACCUGCUGCUGCCCCCGACACCUGUACGAGGCGGGGAAGGGAAUCAAGACUCAGACGCCUGCCUUCACUCCUGCCUUCACUCCAUACUUUGUCUCUGGUGUCCCAGCCAUGGUGCCCAUAGCUCCACCUUCCCUGGUGCCCAUAGCUCCACCUUCCCUGGUGCCCAUAGCUCCACCUUCCCUGGUGCCCAUAGCUCCACCUUCCCUGGUGCCCAUAGCUCCACCUUCCCUGGUGCCCAUAGCUCCACCUUCCCUGGUGCCCAUAGCUCCACCUUCCCUGGUGGACAACAUCACACCUUCUAAUGGCAGUCUACUCUCUGCAGGUCCAGUCCAAGCUGCAGGAGCUUCCUGCCAUCAGGACCAGCAGGACUCUCUGAGGGUUCUUCAGUAUGUGGAGAACCAACUGGCUCACUUCAGUCCUGCCAGGUCCAGCAGCCAUCAGUCUUGCGCUCAGUCAGAGCUGAGUUCUCUCCACGAAGGAGACACAACUCUCCACCACAACCUCCGACAUGUCCACAAGAAAACACUUCCUGUCCGAGACGAGCGCCCUCAGCCUGAAGCCAGGCGAUACCGGGACGACACUCCUUCUUCACCUCGCCGUUACCAUGACGACACUCCUUCUUCACCUCGCCGUUACCAUGACGACACUCCUUCUUCACUUCGCCGUUACCUUGACGACGCUCCUUCUUCACCUCGCCGUUACCAUGACGACACUCCUUCUUCACCUCGCCGUCACCCCGAGCACCCCGAGUCAGAGCCCCGUCACAACGUGGAGGACGUCACGCCACCACGCCGCUACAGUGAUGACCCGCCUCCCUCAUCUACGUCUCGCAGGCACGGCCGUAAUCACCAGCAGCACAGCCACAGUGACGACUAUCCUCACCUCAGGUGGAACCCUGGAUCAGAACACCUGCACAGGUGGAACCCUGGAUCAGAACACCUGCACAGGUGGAACCCUGGAUCAGAACACCUGCACAGGUGGAACCCUGGAUCAGAACACCUGCACAGGUGGAACCCUGGAUCAGAACACCUGCACAGGUGGAACCCUGGAUCAGAACACCUGCACAGGUGGAACCCUGGAUCAGAACACCUGCACAGGAAGGAGUAUCAGGGCGCAGGAAGGAGAUCAGUGGAGGAGUUAGGCAGCAGAAGGGAGCAUGAAGACCAUGGAACAGAACUUGAGGAGUUCAGUCGCCAUCCUUCCUCCCCACAUGCUCCUCCUCCUCUGCGUUGCUACGACGACCACCAGCAGCCGGGAGACUUUGGUGACGAGCGACAUAGGAGACACAGGAAAACGGAACGCGACAUAAGUCCACUUCCCUCCCCCACAAAGAGGCGGGGCACCUGGGGCGCCGAGCGCUCGGCCCCGCCCCCUGCCGACGACGACGGAACAUUCCUGAAGCGCCUGUUGGAGCGCAAGGCCACGUUACGAGGGGCGGACCACGGGAGGAGCCAGGACUUGGACACGCCCUCCAAGAGGAGUGGGGAGGAGUCAGGCCCACGCCGGAGCAGGUUGCCUAGCAACCGACCUGAAGCGGAUACAGCUGACAGACCUUCACCACGAUGCACCCUCACUCCUUCACCCCUCACUCCUUCACCCCUCACUCCUUCACCCCUCACUCGGAGAGAGGGCGGCAGAGACAAGUCUCGUAAAGUGAGUACUCUUCUCAGCCGGGAUUCCCUCAUCGUCUGAUUGGCUCACGGCGGUCAUGUGACUGGACGGGAAGCUAUGGUACUGACUGGAACUGGUACGCUUCAAAGACCCUCCUUACUGAUGAUGUCAUCGCUGCCUGGUUUGUGUUGCUGAAGCACACACACACACACACACACACACACACACACACACACACACACACACACACACACACACACACACACACACACACACACACACACAGCUGGACCAAUGUGGGCUUGGUGUAUAACCUGGAAUGUCCCCACCCCCUUCAGAGGAUGCACAGCAGUGCAAGUAGCUUUAUGAGUCAAACACAAUGAGAGCUUUCAUGAUUGCUGCAGGAGUGGACAAUACGUGACAUGAUGUCAUCAACAUUACGUGACAUGAUGUCAUCAACAUUACGUGACAUGAUGUCAUCAACAUUACGUGACAUGAUGUCAUCAACAUUACGUGACAUGAUGUCAUCAACAUUACGUGACAUGAUGUCAUC
Molecule: messenger RNA, 3001 nt
Organism: Entelurus aequoreus (snake pipefish)
Lineage: Eukaryota; Metazoa; Chordata; Actinopteri; Syngnathiformes; Syngnathidae
Product: lipolysis-stimulated lipoprotein receptor-like
Exons: 10
Coding region: 58-2529 (823 amino acids)
Biological process (GO): pancreas development
Cellular component (GO): membrane
Source: RefSeq, a predicted model, not a curated record